Caenorhabditis elegans is the source of this 1533-nucleotide messenger RNA. It is a transcript of the gene efsc-1, whose product is annotated as Tr-type G domain-containing protein. Gene Ontology annotation, molecular function: GTPase activity; GTP binding. Bases 1 to 1503 code for a protein of 500 amino acids. The record is from RefSeq and is marked reviewed. Lineage: Eukaryota; Metazoa; Nematoda; Chromadorea; Rhabditida; Rhabditidae. The transcript is spliced from 8 exons.
AUGACGUCACCACCAUCUACGUCAUCAUCGGUAGGACCUCUCAAUCUAGGCAUUCUGGGCCACGUGGAUUCGGGAAAAACGACAUUAACACGUCGAAUCGCCGAACUCGGAUCAACGUCAGCAUUCGACGCCCACGCAACAUCCACAACCACCGAUGGAAUCCGCCGAAAUACUUUGGAUUUGGGAUUCUCUACGAUGACGUCACUAUCUGGAAGGCGAUUGGCUCUUAUCGAUUGCCCUGGGCAUUCGGGAUUAAUACGGGCGGUCUUGGCAGCGAGUACUGUAUUUGAUAUGGCUAUUGUGAUAAUUGACGUUGUAGCAGGUAUUCAACCACAAACCGCCGAGCACCUCCUGUUAGCCUCCAAAUUUUGCCCAAAUCGAGUGAUAAUUGUGCUAAAUAAAUGUGAUUUAGCUGAAAAAUCCAAGAUCUCAGAAUCUGCGAAAAAAGUGCGAAAAGGCCUAAAAUCGAUGGGCGUUGACGAGAAUUCUCCGAUCGUUGAGAUGUCCCUGGCCGAUGGAUAUUUUAAAGAAGAAAUGCUCCAAAAUCUAAAACUCGCCAUUGAAUCCAGGAUUUUUGAGCCAAAACGUGACGAGGAAGGCGAAUUCCUCAUCGCAAUUGAUCACUGCUUUGCAAUCAAAGGACAAGGAACUGUGCUUACUGGGACAGUGAUACGUGGAGUUUUAAGACUAAACACCGAAAUCGAAUUUCCCGCGCUCAACGAGAAACGUCGUGUCAAGACCCUCGAAACAUGGAAACAACGUGUUGGCCAAGUGGCGGCGGGCGCCCGAGCCGCCUUCCUUGUCGCCCCCUCAUUUGAUGAACAUCGUUUCUCCCGUUGCAUCUGCGGACCGCUCGGAACCCUAAAAUCCACGAAAUUCGUGCUGGCAACCGUGGAACCUAUCCAGUUUUUUAGAAAAUCAAUAAAUUCCAAAUCGAAAAUCCACGUGGCAGUCGCUUUUGAGACCGUUAUGGCGGAAUGUCAAUUUCUCAAAGAAAAGGAAAAUGGAGAAUUUGAAAUGCUUCCAAGUCUCCUGGCACCGUGCCAAGUGCUAUUUUCAUUCGAAAAAUCGAUAUUUCUACCCGAAAACUACAGUAACCCGUUCAUGGCCGCCCGUCUCGAACAACAACCGGGCAGUGGAUGCCGUUUCGCUUUUUCCGGAAUUUUCAGCCAAAUUUUGCCUGAAAAUGGGAAAAAUUUGCCGCCGAGAUUUACGAGAAAAUGCAGAAAAGGACAUGUGGAAAGAGUGGAAAAAGAUGGAUUUUCGGCGAUUUGUACUGGAAUGUUCAAGGCCGAAACGAAUUUUGACGUUUUUCGCGGUUUUCAGAUCUGCACCUCAUCUGGUCCACGUGGAAAAAUCGAAGGCGCUUUCGGAAAAUCGGGCAAAUUUCGUGUAACCUUCGCCGAAAAAAUCGACGGAAUUCUGACGGAGAAGGAGGAAAUUUCACUUUUUUUGAAGAAAUAUCAUAAUGAGAAUAGACUUGUCAGUUAUGUACCUGAUUAAUUUUAAAAAAAUAAAAAUUUGAAUAUUUUA